CAGUCUAGCAACGGAGCUGCGGAGCAAGCAGACUUGCGACUUACGACGUCUGCGACCUCCGGACCGUAUCUACUGACUACUGUGCCAAACUACUUAUUUACUUAUUUGUAUAAAUCUCGCCAUUGAUAUUCGGCAAUUUCUCAGUAGUUUAUCAUCUUCUCUCCGUCAAAAUUCAAAGAAUAAUAAUGGCAUGUGUAACUGAGGUUUCCAAAACCAAAAUGUUUGGUGGCUGGCAAAAGGUAUUUAGUCACCAAAGCAAGGAAUUGAAAUGUUCCAUGAAUUUUGGCAUAUACCUACCAAGCAAGACGGAAGCAUCAAAGUGCCCAGUAGUGUACUGGUUGUCUGGCCUAACAUGCACGGAGCAAAACUUUGUCACGAAGGCAGGAGCGCAGAAGUAUGCCGCUGAACAUGGGCUGAUUAUCGUCGCUCCUGACACGAGUCCAAGAGGGUGUAAUAUAGAGGGCGAGGACGACAGCUACGACUUUGGUUCAGGUGCGGGAUUCUACAUCGACGCGACCGAGGACAAGUGGAAGAAGAACUACCGCAUGUAUACGUACGUGACCGUGGAGCUGCCAGCGCUAAUCGAGGAAAACUUUCCGGCACAGCCCGACAACUGCUCCAUCUUCGGUCAUUCUAUGGGAGGUCACGGUGCUCUCGUCUGCGCUCUAAAGAACCCUGGGAAGUACAGGAGUGUCAGUGCCUUCUCACCCAUAUGCAACCCAUGCGACUGUCCUUGGGGAAGGAAGGCAUUUACUGGUUAUCUUGGCAGCAACGAGGCUGACUGGAAGAAAUACGAUGCUACGGAACUGAUAAAGUCGUCUGAUGGGCCACCCCUCGACAUCCUUAUUGAUCAGGGCAAAGCUGACAACUUCUAUGAGCAGAAGCAGCUGCUUCCCGAGCGACUGCUCGAGGCGUCGGUGCCGUCCCGCCACCAGGUGGCGCUGCGCAUGCAGGAGGACUAUGACCACAGCUACUUCUUCAUCGCCACGUUCAUGGAGGAUCACAUCGCCCUCCACGCGAAACAUCUGAACACUUAAUCACCCCACGCCCCUUCAUGUCUGCCACCCACAUGUCCCUCCUGCCUCCGUGAGCAAGACCACCACAAGAUAAUUUCUCUUCUGUGGCCAGGCAACUCAGAAUUGCAACCGCGUGUCAGUAGGUGGUCAAAUUCAUAUUGAUUUCAUA
Priapulus caudatus is the source of this 1185-nucleotide messenger RNA. RefSeq names its product S-formylglutathione hydrolase-like. Gene Ontology annotation, biological process: formaldehyde catabolic process. Gene Ontology annotation, molecular function: S-formylglutathione hydrolase activity. The record is from RefSeq and is a predicted model, not a curated record. Bases 186 to 1037 code for a protein of 283 amino acids. Gene Ontology annotation, cellular component: cytosol. The transcript is spliced from 7 exons. Lineage: Eukaryota; Metazoa; Priapulida; Priapulimorpha; Priapulimorphida; Priapulidae.